GGGGCCAGGAGGCAGUUGCUGGCGAGUCCCGGAGGCCAAGAAGGGAGUCGUUACCUCGGCUGUCGCAUCCUCGAGGGAGUCGUGCGGGUACCUCCUUACCCCCAAGCCCGCUGAUAGCCCCACAGCUCCCGUGUGCUCCCGAUUUCGCCAGCCGCUCACCACUCUCCUAGCGGACCGAGCGAGCCGCCGGCAUCAUGUGCGGUAUAUUUGCUUACUUAAACUACCAUGUCCCUCGCACAAGACGAGAAAUCUUGGAGACCCUAAUCAAAGGCCUUCAGAGACUGGAAUACAGAGGAUACGAUUCUGCUGGUGUGGGAGUUGAUGGAGGCAAUGACAAAGAUUGGGAAGCAAAUGCCGGCAAAAUCCAGCUCAUUAAGAAGAAAGGGAAAGUAAAAGCACUGGAUGAAGAAGUUCACAAACAACAGGAUAUGGAUUUGGAUAUAGAAUUUGAUGUACACCUUGGAAUAGCUCAUACCCGUUGGGCAACACACGGCGAACCCAAUCCUGUCAAUAGCCAUCCCCAGCGCUCUGAUAAAAAUAAUGAAUUUAUUGUUAUUCACAAUGGAAUCAUCACCAACUACAAAGACUUGAAAAAGUUUUUGGAAAGUAAAGGUUAUGACUUUGAAUCUGAAACAGACACAGAAACAAUUGCCAAGCUUGUUAAGUACAUGUAUGACAAUCGGGAAAGUCAAGAUACCAGUUUUACUACCUUGGUGGAGAGAGUUAUCCAACAAUUGGAAGGUGCUUUUGCACUUGUAUUUAAAAGUGUUCAUUUUCCUGGCCAAGCAGUUGUCACAAGACGAGGUAGCCCUCUGUUGAUUGGUGUACGAAGUGAACAUAAACUCUCUACUGAUCACAUUCCAAUACUCUACAGAACAGGCAAAGAUAAGAAAGGAAGCUGCAAUCUCUCUCGUGUGGACAGCACAACUUGCCUUUUCCCUGUUGAGGAAAAAGCGGUGGAAUAUUACUUUGCUUCUGAUGCAAGUGCUGUCAUAGAACACACCAAUCGCGUCAUCUUCCUUGAAGAUGAUGACGUAGCAGCGGUGGUAGAUGGCCGUCUUUCUAUCCAUCGAAUUAAACGAACUGCAGGAGAUCACCCUGGAAGAGCUGUGCAAACCCUCCAGAUGGAACUCCAGCAGAUCAUGAAGGGCAACUUCAGUUCAUUUAUGCAGAAGGAAAUUUUUGAGCAGCCAGAGUCAGUUGUGAACACAAUGAGAGGAAGAGUCAACUUUGAUGACUAUACUGUGAAUUUGGGCGGUUUGAAGGAUCACAUUAAGGAGAUCCAGAGGUGCCGGCGCUUGAUUCUUAUUGCUUGUGGAACAAGUUAUCAUGCUGGUGUAGCUACACGUCAAGUUCUUGAAGAGUUGACUGAGUUGCCGGUUAUGGUAGAGCUAGCCAGUGAUUUCCUGGAUAGAAACACGCCAGUUUUCCGAGAUGAUGUUUGCUUUUUUAUUAGUCAGUCAGGUGAGACAGCAGAUACCCUGAUGGGUCUUCGAUACUGCAAGGAGAGAGGAGCUUUAACUGUGGGGAUCACCAACACUGUCGGCAGUUCCAUAUCAAGGGAGACAGACUGUGGAGUUCACAUUAAUGCUGGGCCCGAGAUUGGCGUGGCCAGCACAAAGGCUUACACCAGCCAGUUUGUAUCCCUUGUGAUGUUUGCCCUUAUGAUGUGUGAUGACAGGAUUUCCAUGCAAGAGAGACGCAAAGAGAUCAUGCUUGGACUGAAGCGGCUGCCUGAUUUGAUUAAGGAAGUACUGAGUAUAGAUGAUGAAAUUCAGAAACUGGCAACAGAACUUUAUCAUCAGAAGUCGGUCUUGAUAAUGGGGCGUGGCUAUCAUUAUGCUACUUGUCUUGAAGGGGCACUAAAAAUCAAAGAAAUCACUUACAUGCACUCUGAAGGCAUCCUUGCUGGUGAAUUGAAGCAUGGUCCUCUGGCUUUGGUGGAUAAGUUAAUGCCUGUCAUCAUGAUCAUUAUGAGAGAUCAUACUUAUGCCAAGUGUCAGAAUGCUCUUCAGCAGGUGGUUGCUAGGCAGGGACGCCCAGUGGUGAUUUGUGAUAAGGAAGAUACCGAGACCAUUAAGAACACAAAAAGAACAAUCAAGGUUCCCCACUCAGUGGACUGCUUGCAAGGCAUUCUCAGUGUGAUCCCCUUACAGUUGCUGGCAUUCCACCUUGCUGUGCUGAGAGGCUAUGAUGUUGAUUUCCCCCGGAAUCUUGCCAAAUCUGUAACAGUAGAAUGAGGAGCAUCUGAAACUAGGCGAUUAAGCAACACAAGACACCUUUUGUAUUUAAAAUCUUGAUUUAAAAUAUCACUCCUUUAAGCCUUUUUUUUUUUUUUUUUUUUAGUAAAUCCUUAUUUAUAUAUCAGUUAUAAUUCCACUAAAUUUGUGCUUUUUGGGAAAUUACCUCAUAUUUUUCCAGUAAUUUGUGGGGAAGUUUGAAAAGUGAAAUCAUUAUCAGAAACAGUUAGCUUUCAUUUUCUUUUUUUUAAUCAUCACUUGAGGAUCUUUUAUCCAUUGAUUUUUAGAGAGAGAGUGGAAGGGAGGGAGAGAAGGAGGGAGAAGGAGAGAGAGGAUGGAAGAGAGAGAGGGAGAAACAUCAAUGUGAGACAGACACAAAUCGAUGGGUUGUUUCCCAUACAUGUCCCGACCAGGGUGGGGAUCAGCCUGUAACCCAGGUACGUGCCCUUAACCGGGAGUCAAACCUCAGACCCUUUGGUCCUUGGGCUGACAUUCUAACCACUGAGCCAGACUGGCCAGGGCUAGCUUUCAUUUUCUUUAAAAGAUGCUGAGUGUUGGAUUUCUGGACUCUGCUUCAAUCUGAGAGGAUUGUGUAUUUUAAAAGUAAUUGGCAUUUGUUUUACCAUGCUUUUAUUCAUUCAGACCAAUGAAAGAGUAGUGCAUUUAUUAGAAGAUCUAAAGCCAGUGGCAAUGUAUUUGGACAUUUGAUUACAGUUUUGCUAAGUUAUAUAUAAAGACAAGAUGCUAUGAUUUAUUUUGAAAUUUGUUAGUGUACUUAAAAACAAACUUUUCUUGGUGGGAUUUCUACCUAAGUUAAGUUAAUCUUAGUCUCUCAAAUUUAUUGUUUGUUAUCUAUAGGUCAGGGUAGUUUAGGAAGCUAAAUAGUAUCGUAGUGCAUUGGUUUUCUCCAGCCCUUAACAGAAAAUAUUUGUAUAAUUUCAUAGCACAAACUAAAUUUGAGCUGCUUUGGACAGCUAACAGUAUAAUUUUAAAUUUGAAGAUGGAAUAUAUAUUUAUUGGAUUUCCGACUCUGUUUUUUCAUCUCUUAAAAAUGGUUUUUAUUUUCUUGUAUCUGUAGUUUUUUAAUCACAGCUGAAUGACAUAUUUUAUCUUGUUCUUUGAAGUCACCACACAGAGUUGUCAUCAAAUGUCUCAAAUUAAAUCAGUAUUGAUAUA
This is a messenger RNA of Myotis myotis, 3416 nucleotides long. RefSeq names its product glutamine--fructose-6-phosphate transaminase 1 (gene GFPT1). The transcript has 19 exons. NCBI's taxonomy places the organism in Eukaryota, Metazoa, Chordata, Mammalia, Chiroptera, Vespertilionidae. Gene Ontology annotation, molecular function: L-glutamine:D-fructose-6-phosphate transaminase (isomerizing) activity; carbohydrate derivative binding. The coding region runs from base 195 to 2240 and encodes 681 amino acids. Gene Ontology annotation, biological process: carbohydrate derivative biosynthetic process; UDP-N-acetylglucosamine metabolic process; fructose 6-phosphate metabolic process. The record is from RefSeq and is a predicted model, not a curated record.